AUGGGAGGAGCGCCGUCGCACAUCUUGGGAGAGUCGCUGAUUCAGGGUGGGGCGGACGUGGUGAACAACCCGGACUGGUUCAAGAAGAAGGAGGUCACUCAUGUCGUGUCCAUUUGCGACAUGAGCCCGCGACACGAGCUCAAAGGCAAAAUUCACCUUGAUGUCGACGAUGUGAUGACAACAGACCUCUUCCAGUACUUCGAGCAAACGACCAACUUCAUACACAAGGCCAGAAGCGAAGGCGGACGCGUUUAUGUCCACUGCGCUGCUGGCAUCUCGAGAUCUUCCACCAUCACCUUGGCCUACAUGAUGACUUGGCUGGAGAUGGACUUCGAGACCGCCUACAAGGAGUUGGCCCUCGCCAGAAACGGUGUGAGCCCGAACGCUGGCUUCAGGGAACAGCUAUACAAGUGGGAGAGGAGCGAGCUCCUUCACAAGCUCAGGGAGGCCUUCCGUGCUGAGCGGGCCGCCAGCGAGCAGCUCAAAAAACUGCAUGAGCUGGACUUGGCGUGUCUGCAGCAAAGGAAGGACGAGAUGAAGCGAUCCAUGGAGCAGAGGUCGAACGGCUUCCGCCAGGAGGAAGAAGAAGACGACGACGAGGAGGAGGAGGAGGAGGAAGACCAGGCCAACUAA
Molecule: messenger RNA, 633 nt
Organism: Acanthamoeba castellanii str. Neff
Lineage: Eukaryota; Discosea; Longamoebia; Acanthamoebidae
Product: dual specificity phosphatase, catalytic domain containing protein
Exons: 4
Coding region: 1-633 (210 amino acids)
Biological process (GO): protein dephosphorylation
Cellular component (GO): cytoplasm
Molecular function (GO): protein tyrosine/serine/threonine phosphatase activity
Source: RefSeq, a predicted model, not a curated record